Arabis nemorensis is the source of this 258-nucleotide messenger RNA. The record is from the annotation of a GenBank genome assembly. Lineage: Eukaryota; Viridiplantae; Streptophyta; Magnoliopsida; Brassicales; Brassicaceae.
AUGGAGAUGAAGAAGAUUAUGAUCGUGUUGUGCAUCAUCUUCUUGGUGGAGAUAUCUUUGUUUAUUGGAGGAGUUGAUUCCAGAGCCUUGAGAACAGAGCAAACCAACGGCUGUGAUCAAACGGCAACCGCGACCGUAGAAGGUGGUGGUUUUGGCUUUUUCUCGGCGACUGCGAAUAACUCGAGCGACCGUCUUUUGAUGAGAAGCUUGGCUUUCCGAUUAGCGUCUGGCCCGAGCAGGAGAGGACGUGGACACUAA